CCCAGUGUCGUAGCUCCGGCCGUCACCCUGAUUCGAACUGAGCGGGGAGCUAGCUCCUCGUCAUGUCCAAGUUAAGCCGGGCCACUCGGGGCCUCAGGAAGCCCGAGGCGGGCGGCGUGAUCCGGACCAUCGUGCGGGCGGGCCAGGCCAUGUCUGGGCCCCCUCUGGGUCCCGUCUUGGGUCAGCGAGGCGUGUCCAUCAACCAGUUCUGCAAGGAGUUCAACGAGAAGACCAAGGACAUCAAAGAAGGCAUCCCUCUGCCCACCAAGAUUUUUGUGAAGCCCGACAGGACAUUUGAAAUCAAAAUUGGCCAACCCACCGUCUCCUACUUCUUGAAGGCAGCGGCUGGCAUUGAGAAGGGGGCCCGAAACACAGGAAAAGAGGUGGCAGGUCUGGUGACUUUGAAACAUAUCUAUGAGAUUGCCCGCAUCAAGGCCCAGGAUGAUGCCUUUGCCCUGCAAGACGUGCCCCUGUCUUCCGUGGUUCGCUCCAUCAUCGGCUCUGCCCGUUCCCUGGGCAUUCGGGUGGUAAAGGACCUCAGUGCAGAAGAGCUGGCUGCCUUCCAGAAGGAACGAGAGUUGUUCCUGGCUGCUCAGAAAGAGGCAGACUUGGCAGCCCAGGCAGAAGCCGCCAAGAAGUGACCUCAGCUCCUCGCCUGCAGGAUGUAAGGGCGCAGCAGGAAUCAGAGACCUUGAAGAGGGG
This is a messenger RNA of Suncus etruscus (white-toothed pygmy shrew), 702 nucleotides long. RefSeq names its product mitochondrial ribosomal protein L11 (gene MRPL11). Lineage: Eukaryota; Metazoa; Chordata; Mammalia; Eulipotyphla; Soricidae. The transcript has 5 exons. Gene Ontology annotation, molecular function: large ribosomal subunit rRNA binding; structural constituent of ribosome. The record is from RefSeq and is a predicted model, not a curated record. Gene Ontology annotation, cellular component: ribosome; mitochondrial large ribosomal subunit. The coding region runs from base 63 to 641 and encodes 192 amino acids. Gene Ontology annotation, biological process: translation.